Molecule: messenger RNA, 2652 nt
Organism: Larimichthys crocea (large yellow croaker)
Lineage: Eukaryota; Metazoa; Chordata; Actinopteri; Sciaenidae
Gene: hcn3
Product: hyperpolarization activated cyclic nucleotide-gated potassium channel 3
Exons: 7
Coding region: 540-2399 (619 amino acids)
Biological process (GO): sodium ion transmembrane transport; regulation of membrane depolarization; potassium ion transmembrane transport
Cellular component (GO): axon; membrane; HCN channel complex
Molecular function (GO): voltage-gated potassium channel activity
Source: RefSeq, a predicted model, not a curated record
AGGAGGAGGUGGAGAGUGUAGGAGAGAGGCGGAGACUGUGGGGGAGAGGUGAGUGGACGCAGUUAUGCCAACAAGCCGAUUACUGAAGGCUACUGAGCCCUCGCUGUCAAUUUGCGUGAGUCCUCUCACUCCUCUCUUGUAUUUUCACGAGGAGCAGACUUCAUUCAUCACAGGAAAGUACUUUUUUAAAAUGGAGGCUUCAACUUUUUAUGGAUUUAUAUUGUGAGGGGAAAGCCAUUGCUCCUAUUAUAUAUGAUUUGGACACUUUCACUGUGUAUGUUCUGGUACUUAAUGGUAUUUUGUAGUUGCUGUCGUGUCACUGCUUUAUAUUUUUAAACUUUUUUUUUUUUUUUUUACCUUAUGCUUUAAAGUGUUUCAUUGUAGUUUUUUCUUGUAACGCACUAAAAGAAUGCCUCACAUGGAAAAGGUAACAGCAGUAAACUUAAGUGAGUGACUUUACAAUCAGGAACCUACAAGCCAAAUCACAGGGACAAUACAGCCUUCUCUGCUUUGCCCAAUUUAAAGUGCAAAGUGUAAAAAUGACCAGCCUCCCCAGGAGUGUGGAUGACCAGAGAGGUGUCAGCGAGACCCCGGCUCUCAAAACAGAGCCCCCCAAGCACCGCAGCUGGAGCAACCUUCGCUUCUCAAAAUGGAGAGGUGGUUCCCAGAGGACGAGCCCCCCUGGUACCCCCUCACCGAAGACAGAAAAGAGGGGCGAUGUGACCAAGACGCUCCUCUCCUUGGUCAAGACUCACAAUGACGACUACACAGCAGAUCCUGAUGGCCUGCUGGACACCAACGUGGAGAGCGAAGGAGGCGAUGAUAACAUCCAAGAGGACCAGUCCACCUACUUCCAGAGGCAGUUUGGAGCGAUGCUGCAACCCGGGGUCAACAAGUUCUCCCUGCGCAUGUUUGGCAGUCAUAAGGGUGUUGCUGCUGAGCAGGCCAGGGUCAAGAGCUUUGGAGUAUGGAUCAUCCACCCCUACAGUGACUUCAGGUUUUACUGGGACAUCGUGAUGCUCCUGUUGAUGAUGAGCAAUCUGGUCAUUUUGCCCUGGGGAAUCACCUUUUUCGAAGACCAGAACACUGCACCUUGGAUCACCUUUAAUGUCCUGUCUGACACACUCUUCCUCAUGGACCUGGUUUUCAAUUUCCGCACGGGCAUCCCAGGAGAGGACAGCCACAUCAUCCUGGACCCCAAAGAGAUCCGCAUUCAUUACCUCCGCACAUGGUUCCUGGUUGACUUUGUCUCCUCCAUCCCCGUCGACUACAUCUUCCUCAUUGUCGACCUGGAGUCCCGUUACGAGUCAUCUGACGUGUACCGCACAGCCCGUGCCCUCCGCAUAGUGCGCUUCACCAAGAUCCUCAGUCUUCUGCGUCUUCUCCGACUAUCUCGCCUCAUCCGCUACAUUCACCAGUGGGAAGAGAUUUUCCACAUGACUUAUGACCUGGCAAGUGCGGUGGUGCGAAUAGUCAACUUGAUUGGCAUGAUGCUGCUCUUGUGUCACUGGGAUGGCUGCCUGACCUUCAUGGUGCCUAUGCUGCAAGACUUCCCUCCAGACUGCUGGGUAUACAAAAAUAAUAUGGUGAAUGCUACAUGGCACAUACAGUACUCCUACGCCCUGUUCAUGGCCAUGAGUCACAUGCUGUGUAUAGGAUACGGUGCCCACCCCCCAGAAGGCAUGACUGACGUUUGGCUCACCAUGAUCAGUAUGGUCGUGGGGGCGACCUGCUACGCCAUGUUCCUUGGUCAUGCAACUAACCUGGUCCAGUCCCUGGAUGCAUCACACCGUCAGUAUCAAGAGAAGUAUAAGCAAGUGGAGCAGUACAUGUCGUUCCAUAAACUGCCAGCGGAUGUAAGACAGAGGAUCCAUGAUUAUUACGAGCAGCGAUUCCAAGGAAAGAUGUUCGAUGAGGACAGCAUCCUCGGAGAGCUCAGCGAUCCACUCAAGGAGGAGAUCGUCAGUUAUAACUGCCGAGGACUAGUAGCUAACAUGCCACUGUUUGCCAACACCGACCCUCAUUUUGUGACAGUGAUCCUGACCAAGCUGCGUUUUGAAGUCUUCCAACCCGGAGACUUGAUUAUACGAGAAGGAACGCUCGGUCGGAAAAUGUACUUCAUUCAACAUGGCUCCGUCACUGUCAUCCCACGUGGCACUAAGGCGAUCACGCUCAACGAUGGAGCAUAUUUUGGGGAGAUCUGUCUCCUGACCCAAGGAAGACGCACAGCCACUGUGAAGGCUGACACCUACUGUCGCCUUUACUCUUUGAGUGUGGACAGUUUCAACGAGGUCCUGGAGGAGCAUCCUCUGAUGAGGAGAGCGUUUGAGAGUGUCGCUGUGGACCGACUGGGACGGGUCUCUCGCAGACCAAGUUUUCAGGCUGCACCCGGUGAAUGACUUCCUCAGUACCAACUGAGAGAGACUCUGGCCACGGAUUUGUCACAGAUUUGUUGACUGAACUUGAGCACUUUAAAAACCUUUGAUGUAAAUUUUACAGAUUGUUGUUUGCUUUAGAGCUCAGUUAUGGACAACUUAAUGGAGACACCCAAUUUUAUUUAUUACUAACAUAUUAUUGCUGCAUUGGUUGGAAAUGUACCUUCAGUUCAUUUCCUUUUAUUACUUGAAUCUAAAUAAGCUAAAUGAACAUUUU